Molecule: messenger RNA, 486 nt
Organism: Penicillium daleae
Lineage: Eukaryota; Fungi; Ascomycota; Eurotiomycetes; Eurotiales; Aspergillaceae
Product: putative GPI anchored protein
Exons: 1
Coding region: 1-486 (161 amino acids)
Source: RefSeq, a predicted model, not a curated record
AUGAAGUUCACCAUCCUCACCUCCGCCCUGUUCCUCGCCAGCGCUGCCCUGGCCAACCCCGAUGGCAUUGACGUGAACUCGAUCGUCUCAGGAGCCGAGAACAUCGCUUCUUCCGCUGCUGCCGAUGUCACCUCCAUCGUAAACGUUGUUUCGACCGCCGUGAGCUCCAUCACCAAGGAUGCUGCCUCCAUUGCAUCUGCCGCCGAGACUGCUGGCUCCUCUAUCCUAUCCGUCGGCGAGUCUAUUGGCUCUGAGGCUGUUAGCCGUGCUUCCACCUGGGUCAGCCAGUUCACCACCACCAACUCUGACGGCAAGACGACGACUAUCGCCUCCACAAUCACUACUGCCCCUUCAUCAACUACCGGAACUACCACCUCCUCCAGCUCUGCCUCUUCUAGCACUGGUGGUGCUAUGGCUCGUCCUGAGGCUAUGGGAGCCGCCCUUGCCGGUGUCGCCGGUAUUCUCGGUAUUAUGGUUGCCCUGUAA